AUCGAUUGGUUGAUCAGUGUCGCGCGUGUAGCCGUAACGUUCGGUUCCGGUAACGUCAAUGCGGCAGAGAGAGUCUGCAUGCGAGGUGGAGAACCAGAGCGCGAUAGACUGUGCGAGUCAUAGGUGGACGUGAGCGGGUGUAAAGAGAGGCGGUUCUUCGUAUCGUACGACGGGAAUUCCCGCGAACUCGGAGGCGGCGAUCAGCGGAAAUCCCGAGGUGCCCGCCGGCUUCCGCUCGGCUCGUGUCGCCGCAAAACACGCUGCCAUGUAGCGGCCGGGUUGUGUAUGUAUAAAUGAAGCGGCGUAUACCGCGCUCGCGUGCCGUGGGGAGGAGGGUAUCGUCGGGGGCGAUGGGAAUGGCGCGCAAAUGCUGCGUGCGUAGCUGCGAGGCGGACGUGCGGGAGGCGCGCGCCAAAGGACUGCCGCUGCACAAGUUUCCCAAGGACGUCGCGCUUAGGGACAGGUGGUUGACCAGCGGCGGAUUCGACGAGAGUUUCAAGCCGACGCCGGGCCAGGUCGUCUGCCAUAGGCAUUUCAAACGCGCCGACUACGACCACGCCGCGCGGGGCGGUCACAAGUUCCUGCUCAAGAGGGGCAGCGUGCCCUCGGUCUUCGAGGACUAUGACAAUCAUCCCGACCCAGUGAUUAUGUCAGUGAAAUCUUCUACAUCUUAUGCACAAGAAGAUUUGGAUCUGAUUAAUUCAGAAAUAUUAAAUUUGGAACAUUCUGCCUCGCCAUUAUUGUCAGAAGCAAGGACCCCUAAAUAUGAUAGUUGUGGUGAAACGUGUUACUCCAGACCUGAAUCGUCCGCGGACUCUUUAAAUCUCCCUGAUAAUUCGGAAGUGGAUAAUGAAUGCAAAAUGACAAGUUUGAAGGAAGAAAUUGUGACACCAGUGAAAGACAAGUUGAUUGAAAAUUCGGAUAGUAAAGUAAAUACAGUAGCGAUGCAGCUUGGUAUCGUUGAGCCAGGAGUAACAAUGAAGGCUGAUGCUAAAGAUCUAAUAAUAAAGGAAGAAUUAAAAAACAUUAAAUUAUGUAGUGACAAGGAGUUUGACAAAUCAGAAGAAUUAAAACCAAAGUUAAACCGCGAUGGCACAAAGUUUUAUCCUGGUGCUAAAUUGGAAGCAAAAGACUUUAAUGAAAAGUGGUAUUCUGCAAAAGUGGUAGAAACAGAUUGGGACGAAAGAGAAGUUUUAAUACAUUUUGACAAAUGGAGUUCGAGAUUUGAUGAAUGGAUACCGAUGGAUAGCUCUAGACUUCGUGUAUUGCAAACCCCACCACAUGAACAAACUUGGAUCCUGCCAUCUCCGGAGGCAAAGCGAGAGUUUUCAGUGGGCGAAAGGGUACUAGCUACGUGGGCGGACGGUAGAAAAUAUCCGGCCAAAGUGAAUGCAGUCUUGACGAACGACAGGUAUGAUGUAUUGUUUGAUGAUGGAUAUGCGAAAGUCGUCAAGUCGUCGAAAAUGACCAAGAUCGCCGAAACUCCGACCAAGCAGUUGAGUGAAUUGGAAGGAUAUAUAGGCAGCAAACAGGAAAGAAGGGAUAAAAAACGGAAACAUACAGUUAUGGAGUUGUUUAACACUCACUCGAGAAAACACAAAAAUGAUGCUGACAAAGCAGUAAAACGAGAGGAGACUGUUGUCAAGGAAAGUGUGGAAAGUUCUGUAGAAAAUAAGGUCGAAUUAGAUGGUACCUUAUUUGGUGCCUGUUACGACCCAGGUACAGAUUUAUUAAGAGGCUUUGAAAGUACUCCCUCAAAAAUUAAAUCGUAUUCGAAGAAAAGUAAGAAGGAAUUGCCUAAAAAUGACACGGAUCACGAAGAAGAGGUUGGUCCUGAAUGGAUUGAUGGAGAGCCGCAAGGAACAGAAUCUUAUAUUGUAGAUGGCAAUGAUGGACCACGUCGCACUAUAAUAGUGCCAGAUAGAAGAUUACCUCCUGGUUGGGAAAAACAUUUUACACAGAGAAGAAGUGGCACAUCUGCUGGAAAAUGGGAUGUUAUAUUCAUACAUAAGCAGACUGGGAAGAAGUUCAGAUCCAGAAAUGACAUCAGAGUAUUCAUGGAGAAUCAAGGGCAAUAUGAUUUUAAUCCUGAAAAUUUUGAUUUCUGCAUACAUCGUAGAAAACGAAAUCAUGCACAAAAUCGUUUGAAACAAGAAACUGCACCAGAAAAGAAGAUUAAAACUUUAUUGCCUAAAACGAAAACAUUGUCGACACCUGAGAAUACAUUGCCAGUGACAAAUAUCACUACAUCACCUAACAUUUCAACACCUGUCACACCUGCUACGGAUGGUGAGAUGAUUUAUUCCGUUUUCAUUGGACUUCGUGGUGGACUUCGUGUGGAAAUGGAGGACAGCGCCUAUAAAUGUCCCAAGGAAGGAUGCAAUAAAAACUUUCGAAAAGAAAAUUUGCUGCAAAUGCACAUCAAGCAUUAUCAUCCUGAAUAUUCCAAAUUUCUGGGCUCUACUCCAAAAGUUGAAGAUUUGGCUUAUGCAAGAACGAUUGGAGAAUCCAUAGAUGAUAUUAUUCCCAAGAAAUCGACGACAUUCUUAGACAAAAUAAACAAAUUUGUUAAGAAAAAAUCUGUCUCGGAAAAAUCAUCAACAUUGAACACUGUGUCACCAUUGUCUCCUUCAGUACCUGGCACAAUUAUGCCAGAAUUAGAAGAGGAAAUGGAUCAAAUGGACAAGUGCAAUGAUUUGCAGAAGGAAGAUAUGAAAAUUGAAACAAUGUCUUCAAUAUCUAAUCAUAGUAUGGAAAUAGAUGACGAUAUAGAGAAGAAAAGAGAACAUACUUGUGCAUUGUCUCCUGGUACAUUAUUUGACAUGAAAGUUAAAGAAGAAAAGGCACAAGGUGGAAUUAAAACAUUAUUACCUGUGAGGCCAUCCACAACAUCAGAGGUGCAAAAAAGUGAUAGAACAAAAUCUUUAGAUGAAAUGACGCACGUUGAACGUACGAAGAACCAAAAGAAGAGACAACUCUCCGAACACAAUGUAGAUGUACUGACUAAAGGAAAGAAACGACAUGGUACAUCGGAUCUUACUGACAGUUUUGGUGAUCUAGAUGACAGUGCUAUGGAUGCUGAAGGACCUGCUGCACUUAUGUACAGAUAUAGCCGUAGAAAAUCCGAUUCAAAGAGUGAUGAAAACAGUCAGAACAGUCAACUAAAUGAUUCUCGUAUUGAAAAAGGCGAUCCCUUAAAAGGGGAUAUAAUCAAAACAGAUAUUAAUAAUGAUACAGAAGAGAGCGAAGGUGUGAUGAUGAUGAUCAAUGGCGAAAUGAUAAAGGUGGAACAACUUCGAAGAGAAGAAAUAAUAAAUUGUACAUGUGGAUUUAUGGAAGAAGAUGGUCUAAUGAUACAGUGCGAUCUUUGUCUCUGCUGGCAACACGGUCACUGCAAUGCGAUUGAAAGGGAAAAGGAUGUUCCUGAAAAAUACAUAUGUUAUAUAUGUCAACAUCCGUAUCGGCAACGGCCAUCUAAGAAAUACUUUCACGAUCAGGAUUGGAUUAAGGAAGGAAAAUUGCCAAGUUUGCCUAAUCGAACUCGAAAUCAGAAUAUAAUCAAUCAGAGGACUGCAAUGUUGAAGCGUUCUUAUGACUUAGUUGCUGCACUUUUACAAAUACAACAACUUCUUCAUAGCUUGCGCGUAAAAAUUAAUGUGGCGCAAAAAAAAGAUCAUCCCAAAUUAUAUCUUUGGGCCAAGAAUUGGGAAAAAAUGGAAAUACCAAAAAUAGAUAUAGAACCAAUACCAGUAAUGGAAAUAGUGAAGGCAGGAUCAAGUUUUACCGAUGUGAGUUCGGAGAUUCCACGACGUGCUGAGACGAAAACGGAUGUUAAAUUAUCUAUAAAGGAUGAUCAAGAUGAAAAAUCAAUCGCUUCGGAUUCGGAAUUAAUGAAAAUUUUGGAAGAAGAUAGCACACAUUCUGAUGAAUCUCGAAUUAUCAAUAAAAGGGAAGGCUUCAUGAAUUCGAAAGAUAGUCACAUACUUUUGGAAGCAUUAACGAACUCGGAAGACAUAAAGGAAAGAAACAUCGCUAUGCCAGAUAUUAAAACGGAAAACACAGACGAUUUACUAGCUGAUAAAACUAUGAAUGAUAAUUCUGGGAGUCUUUCUCUCAACUCGGGGCCGCUUAUGGAUAACAUUCGACAAGAAUCGAGUAUAGUCGACGUUAAAAAUGAAGUCUCCGCUCUUCUGCAACCUUUUAUACCGGAGCCAGAAGCACCGAUUGAUCCAACCGAAUGCCGAAUGAGAUUGUUGGAGCAUAUAGAACAUUUUCAAUGCCAUCUUGAUUCGAGAUUAACAUCUAUAGAAACGCAAAUUUGUGCUCUAGAAGCAAUGGAUCCAGAUGAACUUGCAUUAGAUCCACACGUUCAGCCUCGUACUAAACAAACUGUACAGAUGCUCCUUCGUGACUUGAGCACAGUCCGGAAGCUGGCAGCAUUAUGUUGAAUACUACGUCAGAUCUUUAUAGAAACUUAUGAUACACACACACACACACACACACAUAUAUAUAUAUAUAUAUAUAUAUAUAUAUAAAAUAUGUAUAUGUAUGUAUGUAGAUAGAAAGAAUAGUCAAUAUCUAUAUAAGCAGUAUCUCAUAUAUUUAUGCUAUCAAAAAUUAAGGUAAUAAUUUGUUGCUAUUGUUAUAAAGUAAAAUUUAUCUUUUAAAUUUUAAGAUGAGGUAAGCUAAUUAACUUGCUGAAAGUAGUAAUUAGAAUUGUAAUAUAAUUAAAGUUGUUAUUGUUAUAUGAAAAGCAG
Messenger RNA from Nylanderia fulva, 4757 nucleotides. Lineage: Eukaryota; Metazoa; Arthropoda; Insecta; Hymenoptera; Formicidae. The record is from RefSeq and is a predicted model, not a curated record.